CUAUAUAAAGACUUGGUCUAGAAUCUCUCUGCUACAAGGUCUCUGCCUCAACUCAAAACUUCAACCUUCUCCAUCUACACAUCUUCAACAUCAUGACAACACAUAUUUUGAACCUUGCUCUGCUGCUGUCACUGUGUAUGUGUCAUGCUGUGAGCAUGGCUGUGGAAAGAAACAUGCUGGAGACAAUAACUGAAGUCGGGUCAGACUGUGUUCUUGAAUGCACCGCCAAAUACACGCCCGGUGUUCAGUACAGAGCAGUCAGGUGGUACAAGGUCGAAGAGUCCUCUCAACUCUCAGGCCUUUUGACCAAAGACCUCCCUAACGGCACGACGAGAUGGUACACCGGCGUGGACCGAGAGGUGGACCUGCUGGGCGAGUCCCGGAGCAUCCUCCUGCCCAACGUGACGUGCGCAGACAGGGGCGUGUAUGUCUGCCACCUGGCAGCACCUGUGGGCGAGCAGAACCGGGAGGGCCAGGUGCUCCUCACUCUGACAGAUUGUGUUGACAGCUCCACAGAAGCAGUCGUGAUGGCCGACGCUUUCUUGGUCAUUUCCGCCUCGGUGGUGCUGAUGCUUGCACUUGUGAUUUUUUUCAUAAGCUAUGGCAGUUUGAAGAAAAUCCUCAGACGCCAAACAAGCAAGACGCCAAAAAAAGAAACUUUAUUGGAUGCUCCGCUCAAACCGCUUGAAAAAAAGGACUUAAAGUUGAUCUACAAGUUGGGUCCUAAAGUGUCUAAAUCACCCACAGUGAAGAAUAUCUGCGUUUAAAGACAAAGAUGGUGCUGGAAAGAUGGUGCAGGAGGAACGAACGACCAGGAAGACCCACAGAAUAGCUUCUUUUCUUACUUCAUCUAUUACUUGUCCUCAAAUGUUUAAGAGUUAAAAUCAUCACCUUCAAUUUAUAGAACCACCUGCAGCCUCAUCACUAGGACUUUAAAGGAUAAUCCCUCCAGAACAAUCGAGUUUAGCUGCACAACCAGUUAAUCCCAAUCAAAGACUUCUAUUAAAUGUUUGCCCCCCCCCGUAAAUCUUCAGCAGAGGACAAGGACCAACUUGUAGGAAAAUCUUAAGAAGCUAAAAUCAAUGUGGACUCAGAGCGGGCUCUUCCCCCCCGAGACUGGACAGCCAGACAGCAGAGAGAGAUGUCCAGCAAACUGGUGUAAAUGGACGGGGUGCUGGUCAUGGGGUUGCCCGUGGCUCAGGAGGUGCACCGGAUGCUGAGAGGUUAGGAGUUCGAACCCGGGCUCCUCCUGUGCAUGCGUUCUUGGGCAAGACAUCGAGCCCCAAAUUGCUGCUGGUCAGGCCGGCGCUUUGAAUGGUGGCUGCCAUCAGUGUGUAGAUGCUAACCCAUGUAACCCAAUCCAACUUACUAUAUUUAUAUAGCACAUUUUAUAAAUCGUAGGGAUGACUAAAGCGUUGAACAGAACGAAAUAAGCACAGUUUAUGUGAAGGGGUACUGAAGCACUGCUUGUAGGUUUUGCUGAUCAGCGGCCUCAGGCCACAACUACCAAUUACAGGAUGGUGGUUUGAUUACAGGUGUAUCAGUCAUAGAGAUGCAACACAUUCUCACUUUUAACUUGUCAAAUAUCAACGUCAGUGGCUCUAGACAUUAAACUGUGAGGCUCAGGGACGGCGUGUCAGUUUAUGCUACUACAUGCAUUGUGUCUUUUCAAAAUAUACUUUUGUUUUCACAGGAAAUGUUCAGUUUCUGCUCGUUUAAUGCAGUCUUUUUAAAAAUAAACUCAGAAUGUAGGUUAAAAAAAAGUUCUUAGGUUAAUCUCCUUGCAUUUAGGCAACAAAAGCACAUGGUUUGGCCUAAAAUAACUACAUUCACUAACGUAACUUAAAGUCAAGACUCAUGGUUUCAUUCAGGACAGGAGCAGCAACCUUCCAGGUGAUCUGGAGUUUGUCCACCUCAUCUCCCUCCUGGCGCCUUGCUCUUAAUACUACAACAGUUGUUUGGAGAGUCAGAAAAUGUCACUGCCUGACCGACAUAGUCUCAUUCCAAAGUUGCCAAAUAAUGCCUCAGAUACAGACAAAAAAAAAAACAGGCAUCCUUUCACAGCGGUAUGAUACGUAGUCGGGUGGUAUCAGUUAAUAAUGCCAUCAAACGGCGUCAGUUUAAAAUGCUGACAACCAAUAGCGUAAUUUCAAAAUUUAGGGAGUCUGUAGAGGGUGGUUGAAGGGAUGAUGGGUAGGUCCAACAACACUGGACUUUCUCGUUCGCUUCCUGCAUGAAAAACCUAACCACGUGCGUUUGUUGCUCAAUUAAAUCAACGUAAAUAUGCUACAUUUUACAGAUGUUGUUAGUUUGUUUUGAAAAAGACUGUAUGCAUCUAAUGAGCGGAGAGUAUACAUUUUCUCUGAAAGUGUAAGUGUAUACUGAGAAGAUGUCCCAAAACAACAGAUGUACCCAGGAUACCUAGCACCUCAUAUGUAGACGUGACAGUCCACUGACCAAGAUCCAUCUAAAUCUAAUCUGCUGAUAAAGGCUGCAAGAUGUGUUUGAAAAGAUGGUUUGGUCAACCUACCUUAGCCAAAGUCUGUGAAAUCUGUGAACUUAAGGAGCAAUGUAAAGUUAGCUAAUGAUAGCGAUUCAGUGGUGCAUUUUAAUUUUUGGUGUGUCAAAUACAUUAUUUUAUUUCUUCUUUCAAACGCUGCAAGCUGUAUGUGUAAACAGGGAUGUGUUUGUUUAUGUUGUUGUCAGAAUUGAAGAGUAAGAUGAAUGAAAGAGGACAGUGGUCAGAGUUACCAUCAGGUCACUGUGUCCUGAUAAAGGAGGAGUUUCAGAAUGAGGUGAAUGUUGUUAAAGUGACUGAUAGAGAAUCUAGAACAGCCCUAAGGAUUAUAGGAACCACUAUGGAUUGUAUGUCUUUUACUAUGUUGGUAUUUUGGAUUUUAAUUGUUUUAUUUUAUUGAUCUACUUGUAGACAAGAAGCUAGAUGGGUAAGAAACACUUUGUGCACUGGCAUGUAGCAGGUAUGAGACAACAUAGACUCAGUAUCUUCACACUGUAUUUCUAUAUCAUCAAGUGACAGAUUAAAAAACUCCAGAUUGCACAGCAGUGAGAACUGAACCUUGAUGAUCUUUAAAAAGCAGAACUAAAAUACACCUCCGCAUAGUACUAUAUUUACUUUCAUCUGACCUUUAUUUUUACACUUAGGGGAAAGCACAGAGACAGACACUGUUUUUAUUAAUAAUGUAGCACUUCUGCUUUGACCCACCGAUGGUAGCUAUGAGGCAGACUUUUCUUAGUGGAACAACAAAGAUAGAAAUAAGAUAAAAUCAUGUUUUAUGUUUGCGCUCAUGUCGUCAUGGUCACAUCCUGCUGCAGGCUGAUCUGCUUUUGUCUGGUUCAGUUUGAAGCAUGUAUGUGUUUUUGUUUUGUGGCAUAAUGUAAAUGAUUGAAGAAUUUUAAGCUCGAUAAAACCAAGGAAUGAACAGAGGAGGAGAAAGGUUGCUUAUGAUCUCGGAAAAACAAUGACUGAAAAGUUUGUAAUGUUUGUUGUAGGACUUCAGAUUCUCAGAGUAGUGAUUACUAGAGAUUAGUUUUGAAUUGAGAAGAAACGCGUCUCAUAUUGAACUUGUCUGAAGACUUUUUGUGGCCUCUAUGAGGCUGCCUUUCCUCAUUGUUUUUCUUUUUUUAUCCUAAAUAUAACUUUUGUUUUUGGUGCAAGUUUGUUUUGUUUUUGUACAGUGCACGUCUGGGAUAAUAAACUUGUAAACAAAG
This is a messenger RNA of Epinephelus fuscoguttatus (brown-marbled grouper), 3729 nucleotides long. RefSeq names its product CD83 molecule (gene cd83). The coding region runs from base 93 to 767 and encodes 224 amino acids. The transcript has 5 exons. The record is from RefSeq and is a predicted model, not a curated record. NCBI's taxonomy places the organism in Eukaryota, Metazoa, Chordata, Actinopteri, Perciformes, Serranidae.